Pangasianodon hypophthalmus (striped catfish) is the source of this 4582-nucleotide messenger RNA. It is a transcript of the gene slc29a2, whose product is annotated as solute carrier family 29 member 2. Lineage: Eukaryota; Metazoa; Chordata; Actinopteri; Siluriformes; Pangasiidae. Gene Ontology annotation, cellular component: basolateral plasma membrane; plasma membrane. The transcript is spliced from 14 exons. The coding region runs from base 2597 to 3967 and encodes 456 amino acids. Gene Ontology annotation, molecular function: nucleoside transmembrane transporter activity. The record is from RefSeq and is a predicted model, not a curated record. Gene Ontology annotation, biological process: thymine transport; hypoxanthine transport; nucleoside transmembrane transport.
GCAAAUCCUAGAUGAGCAACAUAGAGCAUAGAACAUACAUGAUAAUAAUUCUUAUCAAAUCGUAUUUAUUCAUUACUCAGGGAAUUUACGGAAGACUGAGAUCAUUUAGAAGAAUCUAUGAUCUCUGAAGAUCUAUGCUUUCCACUAGAUUUUGAAGUGUGGCAUUCAGCCAGAAGAGCAUUAGUGAGAUCAGGCACUGAUGUUGGGCGAGGAGACCUCCAUACAGUCAGCAUUCCAGUUCAUCCCAGAAGUACUCAGUGGGGUUGAGUUCAGGGCUCUGUGCAGGCCACUUGAGUUCUUCCAGUACAAUCUUGGCAAACCAUGUCUUCAUGGAGCUCACUUUGUACACGGGGCAUUGUGAUGCUGUAACAGGUUUGGGCCUCUUAGUAACAGUGAAGGGAAAUCUUAAAGCUACAGCAUACAAAGACAUUCUAGACUAUUGUGUGCUUCCAACUUUGUGACAACAAUUUGGGGAAGAAUCACAUAUGGGUGUGGAUUAAAACUAAUAUAAAUAUAUAUAUAAAAAACUCAUCACAGGUUGCACUACAUAUUCUAAAGAUUUAGGAAAAUUGUUGAUUAAAUAUCUACGUAUGCUUUCAUCCGUUGCAACAUUUUUAAGUACCCUUAUUGCUCACAAGGUUUUUAAAGGCUUAUUUUUGUUUAAAGUGGCUUCAAAAUGGCCAUCAGGUGAGUUGAUAACCACAGUAGCAUAUGUUUUCUUACUAUGCCAGUUAAAAGUUACAUUUUUUUCUUCCAUCAGACUCUCUAUACUAGCAAGUAUACUUAAUUAAAUUCUAAGUAUGUGCCCUGAAAAAUGUGCUUAGCCAACAAAUUUCACUUUAAUUAUCAAAACAUGUUCAGGUCACUCAUCCUCUGCAACUCCAUUCUCACUUAUGUGUGAUGAUGAUAAUCAAAAUGAGAAGUUAUUUCCCAUUCUAAACUUAUCACUCUUUACAGUUUGUUGUUGUUUUUCUGUAAGCAGAUUAGGUUAUUAAUGUAGAGGUAGGCAGGGAGUCUUUCAGUGGAAGUGUGAUUUUUCUCCCUUUUCACAUUUAGUGCGAACCAGACUUUAAAAUGCUAGAACCGUAUGCAAAAUAGAAACAUAUUUUGGUUCAGGAAAGGCUAUAGUUUUCAGAACAUCCCAAGAGAUCAGCAGAAUGUGAAAUACACAAAUGUCAUGGUCAAAGUUACUGACAUCACAUUUUCCCCAUUCUGAUGUUUGACGUCAAUAUUAAUUGAAUCUCUUGGCCUGUAGCUGCAUGAUUUUAUGCGUUGCUUGGAUUGGAUAAUUGCAUGAAUGAUCAGGUGUACAGGUGUUCCUAAUAAAGUGGUUGGUGAAUGUAUUCAGUACAUUCUAUGUUUCAUAACUCCAUCUGUAAAACUACAUGUACUAAAUGAAACGUAUCUUAAAUAUAUUUUCAGUGCUAAUUUACUUUUGCUUGUUUACAUUUGGUGGCCAAAACAAAAACAUGAGAGUCUAGCAGAUUUUAAUAAAGUGUUAGACUUUGUUUCAUAUGCAACUGUCGGAUUUGUGAGACAUUUUGAGACUGAGGAGAUAAUUGCUUAGGAAAUGAGCAGAAAGUGCAAUUUACCUGCAGAAUGUGAUAGUCUCACAUGCCAAGUUUUCAGUGCUAUUAUUAAAAAAUCCUAAAGUAAAAUUAGUUCUUGUUGAGGUUUUCGAUAGGGGGUAGACUUUGAUUCAUAUGCAGUUUAUAUCUUUGUGAGAUAUUUUGAGAAUGAUGAGGUGAGGCAUCAGAAAGUAAUCAGAAGGAGAACUUUGCCAAUGAUAGUCUGAGACAUAGCCAUUAUUAUUUAUUAUUAUCCAUUCAUUUUCCAUACCACUUAUCCUAAACAGGGUUGCAGGGGAGCCUGGAGCCUAUCCCAGGGAACAAGGCAGGGGACACCCUGGACGGGGUGCAAACCCAUCACAGGACACAAUCUCACACCACAGAAAUGCUAGUCUGCCUAUAAUACAUGUCUUUGGACUGGGGGAGGAAACCAGAGUGCCCAGAGGAAACCCGUGAAGCACAGGGAGAACAUGCAAGCCCCCCCCCCACACACACACACACACACACACACACACGCACACGCACACAGGGCAGAGGCGGGAUUCGAACCUCCAACCUGGAGGUGUGAGGCAAACGUGCCAGCCACUAAGCCACCAUGCGCCCUCAUUUGUGUUUUGAUAGUGUGUUACACUGUGUCUAUGACUGUUGUGAUCAAAUCUGGAGGAUGCUUUGAGAAUGAGAUCUUUUCCCAUUUUUAUUCAGAGCCUUUAGUCUUGUACGACUGAUAUUAGAGCGCUUAUGGCGCCAUCUACAGGCGGCAGGCUGUAAAAUUACUGAACCUUUUAAGGUGAAGAGGAAACGUGGAAAAAGCACGUGGUCAGGCUGUACAUGAUGCGCGCGCGCCAAUAUUUUGAAACAGAGCGCGCGCUGAAGCUGUGACAGGUCUCACUACUACGCACUGUGCACCUUUCACAAGUAAAGUGAAACAACCUUGCCAUGCUUUAGCACACGUGUUUAACUCAGAGGCAACUUGAAUUGACUAAGUUGACGUCCGAAUCUCUUACCCAAGGCAGAACUGGUGGAUAAACAUGCUCUGUGCAUCAGAUAACAGAGGCCUCGUGGCCAUCAUCUUUUUCAUACUGGGCAUGGGAACACUUCUUCCAUGGAAUUUCUUCAUCACUGCCUUCGAUUAUUUCAAUGAACGCCUAAAUACAACAACGUCAAGCAAUGUUUCGGAAUCUGACCAGACCAGAGAUCCGUAUAUGUUCGACAACAUGUGUGUGCUGCUUUCCCAGCUACCUUUGCUGUUGUUCACAUUCCUGAACUCAUUUCUCUACCAGCAUAUUCCAGAAAGGAUGAGGAUAGCUGGCAGUAUGGUGUUCAUUUUACUGCUCUUCAUCCUCACAGCCACUUUAGUGAAAGUUAAAAUGGAACAGGAUCUUUUCUUCUCCAUCACAAUGGCAACCAUCUGGUUCAUCAACAUGUUUGGGGCAGUUCUUCAGGGCAGUCUCUUUGGUCUGGUUGGGAAGUUUCCCCCAAAAUAUAGCUCGUGGUUUAUGAGUGGCCAGGCCAUGGCUGGUAUCUUCUCUGCAGUCGCCAUGUUGAUGUCUAUGAUCUCUAAAACAGACAAUGAGAGUGCGGCUUUAGGCUACUUCAUCACUCCCUGUGCUGCCACACUCCUCACGCUGUGCUGUUACUCAGUGCUGCCUCACCUGAAAUUUGCUGGAGUAUAUUUAAAAGACGGAACUAGAAAUAAAGAGACUAUGCCAGAUUUGGAUCUAAAACAAAAGGAGAAUGUGACCUUGGUCAAAGUGAAUCCCACUGAUUCUGACUACACUCCAGACUGCACUGGUAAAAGCAUGUUAACUAACCCUGAUGCUGAAGCCUUCAAGACUGUGGAGAGAGCAGAGAAACAAGAAGAGAAGUCACCAGUGGUGGCAGUGUUUAAAAAGAUUUGGGUGAUGGCCUUGUGUGUGACGUGUGUUUUCGCAGUCACAUUGUCAGUUUUUCCAGCAAUCACUGUGUUGGUGAAGCCAAAUGGCCUGUUUACAGGAACACUGGCCGAUAUUUUUACACCCCUCUGUUGUUUCAUGGUCUUCAAUGUGAUGGACUGGAUUGGCCGAAGUGUCACAUCCAUUGUUCAGUGGCCCAGAAAGGACAGCUGUCUCUUCCCGAUCCUUGUGGCAGCUCGUAUGAUCUUCAUUCCUGCGCUCAUGCUGUGCAACAUUCCAUCUCGCACCUAUCUAUCAAGUCAUUUCAAACAUGAGUUUGCCUACAUAGUCAUCAUGUCAUUGUUUGCCAUGACAAAUGGAUAUUUUGCCUGUCUCUCCAUGUCCUAUGCUCCACAGUUGGUGAGGUCGAAGGAUGCAGAGACAGCUGGGGCUUUGAUGACCUUUUUCCUGGCUUUGGGACUGUCGCUUGGAGGUGCAUUCUCAUUUGUCUUGAAAAAACUGCUAUAGUUUUCAGUGAUCACUCACUGGUCAUGUUACUGCUAUUUGAGCAUCUAUUCUACUGUGUUGUGCUUUGAUUCAGAACAAAUUUUGAUGAUAUUCUAACAUUUCUGGCAUUGUUAGCACAGUAAUUCAACUUCAAAAAUAUUUGCAAAAUUAUACUGUAAUAUUUAUUCAUCAUUGGGGCCAGCUGACACUUCCUGGCACCUAAGGACCAUAAUUUCUUCAAACUGAUGAUUAUACUUCACCCAGGUGUAUCAUGUAAUCUUGAUGAUGUUGGCCAAGAGUAAUCAGAUAAUAUAGGGUGGUGUAACAAUUAAAUGGCAGCCCAUUAACAUUAUCCAAAAGGGAGACUUGUGUGAAUUUUUUUUUAUUAUUCUUUUUUAUGGGUGUAUUUUAUGGUGUGUUUUUUUUUUCCCCAAAGAAUAUUUUAGUCAGUGUUUUGAAUUAAUGUUGCACUGUAUAACUUUGUGUUUUUUUUAAAGCAGCUUUUUUUUUUAUGCUUUUAAUGAUUUUAUCCCUCGUAUGGGUUAUACUGUAUUCAUUUGAAUCAAGGUCAGUUUUAUGGUUUUUCACAUUUUUCUAAUAAAACUGUCGUGCCUGUCAGGUCAUGCAUUCACUACA